AUGACUACCGUGAAACGCGUUUUGGACUCCCCCGUCCCCCCCGAAGAAGCGACCAAGCGCCGGGGCUCCAAGCCAGGUCGCAAGCCGCUCGACACCGAGGCCAAAAACAAGCGGACUGCUCAGAACAGAGCUGCCCAGCGGGCGUUCCGUGAGCGUAAGGAACAAAAAAUGCGUGAGCUGGAAGACAAGGUACGGCGGCUGGAACGUGUGCAAGAACAGAACGAGAUGGAGUCCGAGUUUCUUCGCGGCCAGCUGCAGCAGUUGGUGGCGGAAAUCCAACAGUACCGGCCCCAGCGAACGUCAGACUCCCAAGUGCUCCAGUAUCUCGCCAAGUCCGAGGAGCAACAGCAAAAGCAGCAGCAGCGCGAGCUGGAACAGAACCAGAACCAGAAAUAUCAGCACCAACACCAACACGAACAUCGCUCACGUGACGAAAAUGGCGGCGGCCGCGGCCGCGUUCGCUCUAGUAGUAACAGCACCAGUCACAGUCGCAGCAGAAGCAGAUCCGACGGCAGAAACACUUGCAACACCACGCCCACUGAUCCCAGCGAAAACUCCAGCCCCGUCGACGACAACGCCGCCGCCAACGCCGCUAAGAUACGGGAAAACAUGCAGCGCAAGAUGAGCUUCACGUUCGAGUACCACAGACCCUCGGCCUCCUCCACGUCGUCACAUAACAACAAGUCGCUCCCACUAUUGGCCCAUACCCCCAGCACCUCGUCGGGCUCGCUGGAUCUCUUUAGCUACAACACCAACAGCGACAACCAGAGCCUGCCCAAGUUCACGCCGUCCAGUUAUUCAAACACCUUGAGUAACGAGUUCGAUUUCAACUCCCACUUCGACGAGCAAGUUUCGGAGUUCUGCACCCAGCUCAACGAAGUGUGUGGAACUCGGGAGUGCCCCGUACCCAAGAAAACUACUCCGCCGUCUUUGGCAUCCUCACAUCCCUCGCCCACAAUACAGCGGCUGCAUCAGUCUCAACUGCCGUCUGCCUCCUCGCCUUCUGCCUCAUCGGUUAAACUCUCUCAAACCACACAGCUUCCGCCUGUAGCCCAGCGACAGGACUUAAAUCAACAACCGGGUCAGGACACUUUAACGAACUCCUGGGACUCUCCUCAAUUUGGACAAUCUACUUUCGGCUGGGAUACCGACUAUUCCACCAACAAAUGGAUGUUCGGUGGUGUGGACUUGUCUAAGACCACAGGGGUACUGCGAGCUCCUUCAAAUACUGCAGAUUCUUUACCUUUUAUCGAUGCCUCUCUGGCAUUCCCCUCAGAACAACAAGAUCGGUUGUUUGGCCACAAUUCGGAUGACGUUUUAACUCAAUUCUUCGAGGAAGAUCCUACCGUGACUCAACUGACCACGGAAGAAAGCAACUACGACCCUUUCAGACCAGAUGCAGUUUCGAUGGCCAAGGACAGUUAUUCAAGCUCGGAGUUCGUCGAAUCGGGCCAAUCAGCAUCCGAGUCAAGUAUAUCGACUGCAAUGACUGCGCCAGAUCAGCAGUUUACGGAAAAGGCAAGUCCUUUCGCCGAAGCCGUCCAUGUGAAAUUGGAGCAAGAAGAUGUUGUGCCAUCCCGCGAUGGGCAUAUACUCAAAUGUUCCGAAAUAUGGGAUCGCGUUACUGCACAUCCAAAAUAUACUGACAUUGAUAUCGACAGUUUAUGUUUCGAGCUAAGGAGCAAGGCGAAAUGUUCCGAAAAGGGUGUUGUUGUUAACUCGGAUGACGUUCAAAAAGCGUUGACGAAACACAUGUCUUAG
Molecule: messenger RNA, 1761 nt
Organism: Lachancea meyersii CBS 8951
Lineage: Eukaryota; Fungi; Ascomycota; Saccharomycetes; Saccharomycetales; Saccharomycetaceae
Source: the annotation of a GenBank genome assembly